AUGCGUGUGUUUGUGUUUUUACUCUCUCUUGGCUAUGCCUUGGCUUUACCUCAGGGUUAUAACUAUCAAAUAGAAGUGGGACAGACGGGUGGCAACAACAUUCAAGCCAUACCCAAUGAUUAUCAACAAAUCCUGCAAGAACAAUUCGUUGGACAAAUUCCACAAGGAUUUGCCGAUGCUGGUGGCCAAUUUGUUAGCAAUUUAUUGCAAAGUGCCCAGCAUGUCAUACAACAUGAACAGCUGCAACAACAACAACAGGAACAGCAGCAGUUACAACAACAAGUUAUAGUGCAAGCUCCUGCAACAAAUGUCCAACCACCUUCACAAGAAAUUGCAGCAAAUUCUGCACUUAUUGAAACUUCUCAGCCUCAUUUCAUAAUCAGAACAACAGCAAAGCCAGUAAAACCCAUCGAAACCGUUGUUCCCCCCACACCCGUUCAAAAUAAAGUGGCAUUCCACAAGGAGUUCUACUAUUUAUCCGCACCCCAAGAGGAAUAUGAAGCUCCCAAGGAUUUGCAAGAACAAUUGGCAACAAUCAAGAAGAAUCUUAAAGUUGUCUUCAUUAAAGCCCCCGAAAACAAUGGUCUGGAACAAGCUGCCUUGCAGUUGGCCAAACAAUCUGCCAGUUCCCAAACGGCAAUUUAUGUCCUCACCAAACAACAUGAUGCCUCCGAAUUGGCGCAGAAAUUGAACUCGAUUCAGAAUGUUGCACCACAACGUCCAGAGGUGGCCUUCAUUAAGUACCGUACCCCCGAGGAAGCUGAGCACGCUCAACGUGUCAUCCAGGCUCAAUAUGAACAAUUGGACGGCCCCAAUCACAUCAAUCGUCCUGACCUUGGAGUUACUCACGACUUUGUCGGAUCCACACUUAAGCUCGAUCCACGUUCCGGCGCUAUUAGCAGUGCAACAGAAAAGGUUGAAACUACCAAACCAAUUUCCAAAUAUUUGCCAGCCUCUGCUAAACAUUAG
Musca vetustissima is the source of this 969-nucleotide messenger RNA. Its product is annotated as basic-leucine zipper transcription factor A-like. Bases 1 to 969 code for a protein of 322 amino acids. The record is from RefSeq and is a predicted model, not a curated record. Lineage: Eukaryota; Metazoa; Arthropoda; Insecta; Diptera; Muscidae. The transcript has 2 exons.